AUGCGCUGCUGUUGCGUUCCGUUCUGCACUUCUAGCCAGCGAAAGAAAGAAGCAGGAGUGUCAUUUCACGAGAUACCAGCGAACACUGAGCUACGUGAACGAUGGCUACGAGUUAUCGCAAGAAAGAACUGGGUGCCGAAUUCCACCUCAAAUUACUCGGCCGUGUGCAGCCUACAUUUUGUGGAAGCUGACUUUCGUGAAAAUACUAAGAGGCGUAUGCUAAAGCCCGAUGCGGUGCCUAGUGUGUUUCCUCAUUAUCCAUCGUACAUGAAGAACGAGCCACCUAAGGAGAGAAGUUGCAGCAGCAUACAGAAGAGAAAGCGUGAUUCUUCGACGGACACGUUGGCAAGCCUGCCAAGUCAAAAAAUCGAUUCCCGCCCUGCAUCGGCACCAGAAGUUCGCGCGGACACGCCUAAAGAAGUCACUGAGCCCAGUGGCUGGCAACAACCAGAAAGUGUUUCUUCAAGCGACAUCCAAGACUUGCCUUUUGUGACAGCGGCUAGUGACUACUGUCAGUCCGCAAACAUCCUUGAGCCACCAGAUGCGCAGCCAGCGGAAGAGGGUGCAGGCGCGCGUGCCUUGAGGUCACUUGGUGUUCAAGCCGACAGCAGGAGCACCGCAUCAGCCUUCUUGGAGCGAAAAAAAUGGCGGGAGAAGGAAAGAGCAUGGAAGCAACGAAAUGAAAGACUGCAGGCAACAGUCGAUGCCUACAAGAAGGAGCUGCAACAAUUGAAGGAAGAGCGCAACGUGAGCAAACUUCUUCAAGUCGCCAGGGACUCAGAUCAGGGCAGCACUAAAGCCAGAGUCAUUAUGGAUCAAGUGCUAAAUUACAAGGCGAAAAAACCGAAGUGGUGUGAAACCAUUAUACGACAGGGUAUAAUUUUGCGGAACCUCUCGACGUAG
Rhipicephalus sanguineus (brown dog tick) is the source of this 903-nucleotide messenger RNA. RefSeq names its product peroxynitrite isomerase THAP4-like. Lineage: Eukaryota; Metazoa; Arthropoda; Arachnida; Ixodida; Ixodidae. The transcript has a single exon. Bases 1 to 903 code for a protein of 300 amino acids. The record is from RefSeq and is a predicted model, not a curated record.